Messenger RNA from Euleptes europaea (tarantolino), 1024 nucleotides. RefSeq names its product 5-hydroxymethylcytosine binding, ES cell specific (gene HMCES). The transcript is spliced from 6 exons. NCBI's taxonomy places the organism in Eukaryota, Metazoa, Chordata, Lepidosauria, Squamata, Sphaerodactylidae. Gene Ontology annotation, molecular function: single-stranded DNA binding. The record is from RefSeq and is a predicted model, not a curated record. Bases 11 to 1015 code for a protein of 334 amino acids. Gene Ontology annotation, biological process: DNA damage response.
CUGGUGAAAAAUGUGUGGUCGCACAGCAGUUUGUCUGGGAGCAGAUGGCAUCCGUCGGGCCUGUGCAUACCUUGAUAAACAGGGCAGGAGGAGACACCCUGAAUGGAAAGAUGCUGACAAAUAUAGUCCAUCCUACAAUAAGUGUCCGCAGUCUAACAAUCCUGUGCUUCUCUCCCUACAACACUUUGAGAAGGAUUCUAGUUCUUUUGAGCGUGUCCUUGUAGCCAUGCGUUGGGGGCUUGUUCCAGCCUGGUUCAAGGAAGACAACCCAUCCAAAAUGCAGUACAACACUUCCAAUUGUCGAAGUGACACCAUGAUGGAGAAGCUCUCGUACAAGGGGCCUCUUGUCAAAGGCAAGCGCUGUGUGGUGCUGGCUAAUGGCUACUAUGAAUGGCAACAACGCAAUGGACAGAAGCAACCCUAUUUUAUUUACUUCCCCCAGACUGUGCAAGAAACGUUCCACAAAUCAGAUAUAGAAGAUGAAGAUCCAAAGGGCCAGAGGUUACUCACCAUGGCUGGUAUUUUUGAUUGUUGGGAAUCCCCUAACGGAGGGGAAGCAUUGUACAGCUACACCAUCAUCACAGUAGAAGCUUCUAAAAGUGUAAGCUCCAUCCAUCAAAGGAUGCCAGCUAUUCUGGAUGGGGAUGAGGCUGUUGGAAAAUGGUUGGACUUUGCAGAAAUACCCACACAGGAAGCGCUUAAGCUUAUUCACCCCAUAGAGAAUCUUGCCUUCCACCCAGUCUCAACUGUAGUAAACAACUCUCGAAACAAUACACCAGAAUGCAUUAUACCCAUUCAACUGGACCUCAAGAAGGAGACCAAGGUCAGUGCAAGCAGCAAAAUGAUGAUGAACUGGUUAAAAAGCAAAUCUAAGAAAGAGGAAGACAAUGGCUUACCAACAUGGUCCAGCCAGUUCAUCCAAGCAGCCGCCAGGAAAACCAGUAUAAAUUUAAUGAACCAGGGGAUGGAAAAAGAAGAGGGAGAACCUUCUGCAAAGCAAUGCAAAGACCAGUAACUUGUGGGC